Molecule: messenger RNA, 242 nt
Organism: Loa loa (African eye worm)
Lineage: Eukaryota; Metazoa; Nematoda; Chromadorea; Rhabditida; Onchocercidae
Exons: 2
Coding region: 1-189 (62 amino acids)
Source: RefSeq, a predicted model, not a curated record
AUGGAAAUUCAAACUUUAGCACCGAAAAUCCUUCGCGAUGCAUCAUUGGACACCAGAUCAAGCUAUUUUGUUCGGUGGAGAAAAACCGAUCAGUGCAAUAGUCGCGGCGAACUAUCCUUGUUCAGUGCUGAAAAUAACAUCUCGCAAAGACCAUCUAGUAAUACACGCGGAUUACGCAUCUAUAAAUAAACCAUUUCACCCCGAUGAAAUAAAAGGAAGUCCGAUGAACGGAGUAAUUUUCC